This is a messenger RNA of Aegilops tauschii subsp. strangulata, 1292 nucleotides long. RefSeq lists its product as uncharacterized. NCBI's taxonomy places the organism in Eukaryota, Viridiplantae, Streptophyta, Magnoliopsida, Poales, Poaceae. The record is from RefSeq and is a predicted model, not a curated record. Gene Ontology annotation, cellular component: glycosylphosphatidylinositol-N-acetylglucosaminyltransferase (GPI-GnT) complex. Gene Ontology annotation, biological process: GPI anchor biosynthetic process.
CACCAACCACUCAAAAAAAAAAACCCAACCAAAUCCUAACUCUGCAACUGCAACUCACCUUGCUCGUCCCCGUUGCCGGCGGCAGCGUCGCCGCCGCGACCGUAUCCCUUCGCCGGCGGGGCGCGAGGCCCUGACCUUUCCCUCCGCGCUGAAUACGUGCGGCUUGGCCGUGCCACCGCGUUCUCGGGAGUUUGGAUCUUGGCUGUCCUCGUAGCCGCCCCCGCAUCCCUAUUGCUCGUGCAGUCGUGCUCCUCCGAAUUCGCCGGCUGCCGGUGUCCCGGCUCGGCCACAGCCCGCAGGACCAUGGUACAAGAACAGAAAGGAGAAACAUCCAGUGGCAUGUAUACUUACAAGCAUCAUGGUGACAAGGGAGUUGAUAUCCAUGAGAUUUUCGUUAAGAAGAGCAGAACCCGUGUUCUGCUGUCAUACUGUGGCCUCAUUUUACUUCUAGCAAUUGUCUGCCGAUCAUUGCUGGGAAAGGAAAAGUUGUGUCUUGAGUCAGUGUGGAGUGUUACCUUUGGAAUUCUGGUUGCCAAAUGUUUGCAAUACAAACCAGUGAAGAAAGAGUCAGUAGUGAUAAUGCCAUCUUUUGGGGUUCAGCUAGAAAUACAUUUUUGGAGCGGAAGAGUUGAUCGUCAUUUUGUGCCAAUUGGCAAGAUUCUAAAGCCACUGCUGAACGAGUGUGUGACACCCGUGACCUGUUACUGGAGCUUGGCGUUGCUUCUGCGUGAUGAGGAGGAGCUCAAGCUAGUUUUCCAGAAAUUUCGCCCACCUGUCAAAAUGUUGGUCCCUAUCUGGAGAGCUCUCUGUGCAUUCACAGACUCUGAAUGCACAAGCCGGCAUUCUACAGUUUCUAAACCGAAUCGUUCAGAAGCGUGACUGUGCUGGCGAUCUGUUGUGAUUGCGACGUUCGGCAAAGCGGAUGCAGCUGAGCUUAGAUGCCAAACUGAGCUAGAGGUAGGUCUCACUAGUGUGAGGGGCACUAAUUGUUAGGAUGAACGCCUGCAGAUUUUCAGACGUGGGUGUACAGUGUACUGCACUUAACAGCUAUACGGCCGAUAGUUCUCAAAUAGUACAAAAUAUCGUCCAUGUUCUGAAUUGUUCCUUUGGCGACAAUGCAGGCCACCAUGGGAUCUACGCCAUCAACCUUUUGAUUUUGAAAUCUUGACCAGUGGUAUAGUUAAAAGUAUUUGGUUGUCUAUAUGAAAAUGAUUGCCGGAUUGUUUCUUAUUAUAAGCCAUGGUUUUGUUUCCUGAGACUUUUUCGUAAUAAUAUGUUUCUUUUUCUGAUUA